Messenger RNA from Coffea eugenioides, 1589 nucleotides. RefSeq lists its product as uncharacterized. Gene Ontology annotation, cellular component: chloroplast envelope. The transcript has 3 exons. Lineage: Eukaryota; Viridiplantae; Streptophyta; Magnoliopsida; Gentianales; Rubiaceae. The record is from RefSeq and is a predicted model, not a curated record. The coding region runs from base 243 to 1223 and encodes 326 amino acids.
GCCAAUUGUUGAACUCAUCGAACCUAAUCUGUCUCUCUCUCUCCGCCCUGCCAUCUCACUCUCAGCUCAGUUCAGCCGUUUUCCUCCGCAGCUUAUCACACCAUGCAUUACCAAGUCCUCCAUUUCUCUUUUUCCUGUUUCAAUCUUUAACUAAUUACUUCAGCUGAAUUUUCAUUCCCAUUAUCCAUAACCAAUUGUUUCAAAUUUUCACUAUUCCAAUCCCCAACAAAGGAUAAAAUAACAUGUCACUGGCAUCAAGAAACCUAUUGACUAGCCCAAAUUCCCGAAUCAACACUACAAUCAACACCUCCAAAACCCAUCUCAGAAACCCGAGACUUCCCCUUUUAUCGUAUCCAAAACCCUUCUUAAACCCCUCAAGAUUCCAUGCUCAAAAACCCCAUUUCCUGAAGUUUGCUACAUUUAUACCACCAAUCCAGAACCAUACCUGGUCCAUCCAGGUUAAGUCCUUGGACUUAGAUGGAACUGUAGGGGAAGAAAGCCGAAGUGAGAAUCCUGCCAACUGGGAUGUCAAUUUUGAUGCAUUUCUUUCAAUUUUGGAGUUUUUCUGCUUGGUUUCGUCCAUCGCGAUUUCGGGCAUUUUAGCCGUGAAUUCUGGAUUUUUGGGCGGUCAAAGGAUGGUUUUUCAGUGGUUGGGAGAGAAGGGGAUGGUGUGGCAAUGUGUGGUUUUGGUUGCUGGAGUUUUAGUUGGGGCGGUUAUUCGGAGGAGGCAAUGGAGGAGGAUUUGUCAAGCGAAGUAUUUUUCGAGGCCGGUGAAUUUAGUGGAGAGAAUUGAGAAAUUAGAGGAGGACUUCAAGAGCUCGGCUACAGUUAUCCGGGCUUUGUCUAGGCAGCUUGAGAAGCUUGGAAUCCGAUUUCGGGUUUUUAGGAAGGCCUUGAAAGAGCCCAUUGCUGAGACUGCUGCAUUGGCCCAAAAGAACUCUGAGGCAACUAGAGCGUUGGCCAUUCAAGAGGACAUUCUGGAGAAGGAGCUUGGUGAAAUUCAAAAGGUUCUGCUGGCAAUGCAGGAGCAGCAACAAAAACAACUGGAACUCAUCCUUGCAAUUGCAAAAAGUGGAAAAUUAUGGGAUACCAAGCGGGAAGAGAAUCAUGGAAAUAAUACACCUGCUGCAUCUAAUUCAGUUGUUGACGGUGUCCAACAGUUGGGGAAAAACCAAAUCCAAGCCGUGGCUGGUCAGAAAGAGAGCGACAAUGAUAAUAUGUAGUAGAUGUUCCUGGCAGUAACCAGAAAUGGACAUGCCCGUUUUGUUCAUAGAUGAAAUCCAGAUACUGGGCCUUGUUUAACUGAAGCAGUUGAAAUGCCCUUCUGGCAUCUGAUCUUCGUGGAAGGAUGGAUAUCCUUACUUUCAAUUACCCUGCAACAAGUAUUUGACUGCAUGGUUCAAGGAAGAAGAGGUUAUAAAAGAUAGAAACAGGAAAACUGAAAUGUGUUAGUGUAGUUCUUUUGAAGAAAGCAUUGUAACAACUAACAAUACAUGAUUCAUUCAUGGAACUUUUGGAUUAUUAAUUUAUCAAACUUUGUAAAGAUUUCGCUUGCUCAUAUAUCAAGUGCUUUGGCCUUUUAUCCUUCA